Molecule: messenger RNA, 1648 nt
Organism: Impatiens glandulifera
Lineage: Eukaryota; Viridiplantae; Streptophyta; Magnoliopsida; Ericales; Balsaminaceae
Product: multiple organellar RNA editing factor 8, chloroplastic/mitochondrial
Exons: 4
Coding region: 66-1430 (454 amino acids)
Biological process (GO): cytidine to uridine editing; mitochondrial mRNA modification
Cellular component (GO): mitochondrion
Source: RefSeq, a predicted model, not a curated record
UGUUAUCUGGAAGCCCCUACAAAACCCUUCUCCCCAUCUCAAUCUCUUUCUAGGGUUUAUUCGAAAUGUCGUCGGCUCGUUCAUUCUCUCGUUCCAUUCUAACCAUGAAGCAAGGUUUUUCAUCUCUAUUCUCUCGUUCCACUUCUUCAUUCUCUCGAAUCACUCCAUUCACCGCCGACUCAACUCUCUCCACUCCAUUUCUCGCCCGCGGACGUUCACUUGCGGCUGUUGCUGUUAAUUUCAACAGGGUUUCAGCUUCGGCUUUGAGAAGCUUUUCAACUCGCCAGACAUCGUCUUCGCUUAAUGAUCCAAACCCUAACUGGUCGAACCGUCCGCCUAAGGAGACAAUAUUGCUAGAUGGGUGCGAUUUUGAACACUGGCUGGUUGUCAUGGAGAAACCUGAAGGAGAUCCUACACGGGAUGAGAUCAUUGAUAGUUACAUCAAAACCCUGUCUAUGGUGGUUGGGAGUGAGGAUGAUGCAAGAAUGAAGAUCUAUUCGGUCUCGACUAGACACUAUUUCGCAUUUGGAGCUCUUGUACCUGAGGAAUUAUCAUACAAGAUUAAGGAAUUGCCGAAAGUUCGAUGGGUGCUUCCUGACUCAUACCUUGAUGUGAGAAACAAAGAUUAUGGAGGGGAACCGUUUAUUGAUGGUCAGGCUGUACCAUACGACCCAAAGUACCAUGAAGAAUGGGUGAGAAACAAUGCUAGGGCAAAUGAAAGAAACAGGCGCAAUGACAGACCUCGCAAUUUCGACAGGUCUAGAAACUUUGAUAGGCGACAACAAAAUUCAACUGGUCCUCCACCCAACAACAUGGGAGGUGGUAUGCCUCCGCCACAAAACAACAUGGGAGGUGGUAUGCCUCCGCCACCAAACAACAUGGGAGGUGGUAUGCGUCCUCCGCCAAAUAACAUGGGAGGUGGUAUGCCGCCGCCACCAAACAACAUGGGAGGUGGUAUGCCUCCGCCACCACCAAACAACAUGUCGGGCCCACCACCCAAUAUAGGAGGAGGGAGAAUGCAGCAGCAGUUCAACAACAAUGUUGGUGGAAUGCCCCAAAUUCAUCACCAGCAGCCGUCUCAGCCUAAUUAUAAUGGAGGAAUGCAGCAACAGCAGCCUAAUUAUAAUGGUGGAAUGCAGCAACCACCUAAUAAUUAUAUUAACGGGGGAAUGGGAGGAGGAGCUGCAACAAACAAUCCUCAAAACUUUCAGUACAGAGGUGGUGAGGCUAAUAAUAACUAUGGAGGAAGACCCCAAAACAGAGAGUUUCAGCAGCAGCAGCCCAAUUACAACUAUGCACCAAAUCCAAAUGAGGGAAACCAAUAUCAGCACCAGGACCUGCCCGGAAGGGAUGCACCGCCAAAUCCAAAUGGGGGAAACCAAUAUCAGCACCAGGACCUUCCCGGAAGGGAUGCACCACCAAAGUAUUAGAAUAUUUGAAAAUUUCUCGCACUUUCUUAUCCUAGCAAAUCUCUCUUGAUCUUUUAAACAUCAGCAAAUUUUGCCUCCCCUGGUCUUAUCUACAUUUGCUACUUAGUUUUAUGUAUGUUUAACAUUGCCAAACCAAAACCACUCAAUUCUACUACUACUUUUGAUGAUGUAAUGUAAAUGUUAUGGCUUGGAUUUAAGGGGUUGACUGUUUUAUAGUA